AAAACAGGCAGCCGAAUCAGCUGACUGGAGGCAGGGAGACCGAUGCUCGGGUUAGUUUUAGACAGCACAUAUUCUGUCCUCGAAACAGGGAGGGAAGAGACGUGGGAGCUCAGAGCCGCUCGCGCCUCCGCACCCGGCAGCAGCGCAGCCAUGGCACCCCGGAUAAGACUGAGUCUUUCAAAGCCUCUCCCAACCAUACGUGAAACCCACGAGGAAGCAAUGGAAGAUUCAACCAGCAACCCGAAGCGCAUCGGAAGCACUGCUGCCAGCCCAGACUCAUACUCCAGCGAUGAUUACGUUCAAUCCAUCUGCCACCUCGCCAGACCCACCUUCCCGGGCUUUCCUGAAAGCAUCCGUAAGGUUCAGGACAGAAAAACCCUGAAGACCCUUGACGACAAGUCAUGGUCCCCAUCACAGCAGGAAACAUCAAAAUGUAAAUUGUCCGACUUCAUCUCAAAUGUGGUGCCGCUGGGAAAAGUCACACCUGCAGAAGGUGACUUCUGGUCCAGAGAAGACCCCCUGGCACAGAUUUACACCCAGGCAGGAAAGCUCUGUUCCUCCAAGGCUUCCUUGUACGGUAAAAGCUCCAGCACUGGUUACUCACAGUGCAACUCCUCCUCCCCAGACAGUGAAGUUCAUCCCCCAACCAUGAAAGGAAAAGCCACAGGAAACCCCAAUUUGCAACGAGUGCUCAGUUUUCCAAGGCUUCCCUCCCCAAGACCAGUGCAGAAAGAAGGGGUCUGCUCAGAGCUGAGGUAUCUCAGAAGAGCUGAGGGAGCAGUUUUCGGGAGUAACCAGAGUCAGAAAGAAACCGGCUCCAUGUUCGUUACCAGUGAAGAGCCAUCGCUGUGCUCAGCCAGAGGGAAGCUGCUGGGAAACCCGGUCCUGCGCUGUUCUGUAAGAAAGCAGAGUUGUUUGUUCAGUACAGAAGGCACCGAUGAAAAAGAAGGGAGAGAAACUUCUCAAAGUGACCAAAACCUAGCGGGUGGUGUCCCCACUAAGCAGAGAUACCCUGAGUCCUUCCAGGGAGCUAAAAAAGCCAUGAUUCAUAACUGGAUUUCAGAGCACAGAUGCCUCUGGAAAGAAGCGAAGCUAAAAGCUUGUUUGCUCCCAGCCAUUGCUGAAGUGUGAAGAAAUAGCUGCUCAGAAUAAUUUUAUUCACAAGAAAUAACCACCCUGUGCUCUAGAAGCUCUCCCUGGAGUCCCUACACAGAAAACAUGGCUUGAAAUGUGCAUGCAAGUCAGGCAGUUUUGUGACCCAUCAUAUCCCUCUUCAGUGGGCAAAGGGACGAUUCAGAGUCUCAUCCACUACAGAAAUGGCAAGUAAUUCCCAUUCUGGAAAGGCAACAGUUCAUAAAGCAUCUCCUUCCACCUAUUGCCCAGAACUGCCCUGAGCACGAAGAGCUGGAGAACAUAAACCCCAUCUGUUCUGGAGGAGAAGAAAUCUGCGGGAACGUCAAACUACUGGUGUUUUCUGGCAAAUGCUGAACAGCCAGAUGUUUCUCACUCCUGGGUACAGUUAUUCUGCAAGGAACAGUUUGACCGAUGUGUGGACAGGACUAAAUGAGCUCUCUCUGACAUAUACAUUUACCAGGAGACCCACUGUAGAUCAUUCCGUCAAGACCAGGGUGCCACCUGGCCACCUGUUAGUGCAGAACCAUAAAGAAAUAGCUUUAAAAAAAACGUAAGAAGUCUUUUAUGAGGAUUUGCUAGAGGGCAAAAUGGAGAAUAUUAGAACUCUCAUGAGUAGGGAUUUUCCUCUUGCUUACCCCUGGCACAACUCUGUUCCCUUUGCUCCGGGAUUUACCCUUGGCAGGAGGAGAGACAGGAGCCAGUGCUGUGGCUGUCCUGGAGCUGUCAC
This is a messenger RNA of Calidris pugnax (ruff), 1861 nucleotides long. RefSeq lists its product as uncharacterized. NCBI's taxonomy places the organism in Eukaryota, Metazoa, Chordata, Aves, Charadriiformes, Scolopacidae. Gene Ontology annotation, biological process: regulation of autophagy. Bases 43 to 1131 code for a protein of 362 amino acids. The transcript has 2 exons. The record is from RefSeq and is a predicted model, not a curated record. Gene Ontology annotation, cellular component: mitochondrion.